Molecule: messenger RNA, 351 nt
Organism: Triticum turgidum subsp. durum (durum wheat)
Lineage: Eukaryota; Viridiplantae; Streptophyta; Magnoliopsida; Poales; Poaceae
Source: the annotation of a GenBank genome assembly
AUGACAUUCCAGUUGAUGACUGCAACCAAACACACCCUUAGUGACGGAGACUUGCCUGAAUGUUAUUUUCCUCCGCGUGAAGUGCUUACAAUUCUCAAAGGCUUCAACAAGUCCCGGAGGAGAUUGACAAGGUGCAGGCAAGAUCUCAAGUUCAUUGCUGUCUUUGUCUGUCUGAACAUUUUCUUAUUUGGAGUUGCAGCCGAUUUAUGGUGUAUCAACCGACUUGGCUUAGGAUGUAUUGUAGUUAGUUUGGUUGCAUCAAUCAACAAGUCUUAUUAUGUAUUGCUAUUGGUUUGGUACCAUCAAACGACUGGCCAGUUGGAAAAUCAGCGGGGAAAACAUGUACUGUAA